This is a messenger RNA of Leptonychotes weddellii (Weddell seal), 743 nucleotides long. NCBI's taxonomy places the organism in Eukaryota, Metazoa, Chordata, Mammalia, Carnivora, Phocidae. The record is from RefSeq and is a predicted model, not a curated record.
AUUCCAUCCCUAGCCUUGGAGCUGGUGAAGGAAGCCAUCGACAAGGCUGGCUACACAGAAAAGAUUGUCAUUGGCAUGGAUGUCGCUGCCUCGGAGUUUCAUCGUGACGGCAAAUAUGACUUGGACUUCAAGUCUCCUGCUGAUCCUUCCCGAUACAUCACUGGGGACCAGCUAGGGGCCCUCUACCAGGACUUUGUCAGGGACUAUCCUGUGGUCUCCAUUGAGGACCCCUUUGACCAGGAUGAUUGGGCUGCCUGGUCGAAGUUCACAGCCAAUGUAGGGAUCCAGAUUGUGGGUGAUGACCUGACAGUGACCAACCCAAAGCGUAUUGAGCGGGCAGUGGAGGAAAAGGCCUGCAACUGUCUGCUGCUCAAGGUCAACCAGAUCGGUUCGGUCACUGAAGCUAUCCAAGCGUGCAAGCUGGCCCAGGAGAAUGGCUGGGGGGUCAUGGUGAGUCAUCGCUCAGGAGAGACCGAGGACACAUUCAUCGCCGACCUGGUGGUGGGGCUGUGCACAGGCCAGAUCAAGACUGGAGCCCCGUGCCGUUCGGAGCGUCUGGCUAAGUACAACCAGCUCAUGAGAAUUGAAGAAGAGCUGGGGGAUGAAGCCCGCUUCGCCGGACAUAAUUUCCGCAAUCCCAGCGUGCUGUGAUCCCUCUCCUUACCCGGAGACUUGGAACCCCUCUCCCAUCCUCCUGGAACCUCUUUCUUCCUGUCCUGCUCUGUGACAUCUCACCCUGCCCG